This is a messenger RNA of Arachis duranensis, 1486 nucleotides long. RefSeq names its product PAP-specific phosphatase HAL2-like. Gene Ontology annotation, biological process: sulfate assimilation. The transcript has 3 exons. Gene Ontology annotation, molecular function: 3'(2'),5'-bisphosphate nucleotidase activity. Bases 57 to 1379 code for a protein of 440 amino acids. The record is from RefSeq and is a predicted model, not a curated record. Lineage: Eukaryota; Viridiplantae; Streptophyta; Magnoliopsida; Fabales; Fabaceae.
AUACUCUAUGGUUACUCCAUAAAUAAUCAAAUUCAAUAAUAUUGGUACUACCAAAGAUGCCUUUAUAUUGUUACCCCUUGUGUGCAAACUUGCCAUAUACCUUGAAACAUGACACAUUCACACACACCCUUGUAGAGCCUUCAUCAACUUCUUCCUUAUUGUCCUUCCUCCAUCAUAAACACCCUCACAAUCUAUCUAGGCACCUCAGUUUUGCGUCAAAAUUCGACGAAAUUUACUCUUCUCAUGCCAUGGAGGAGGACAGGAAAAUGUUUGGUCUUGUCUCAUCUGAACAAGAGGAAUGUUAUUCUAAGGAGUUGGGUGUUGCUGUUAGAGCAGUGCACAUGGCAUGCUGCCUCUCUCACAAGCUGGAUUAUAAUUCUACACAUGAUUAUGAAAUUGCAGAUUGGAGUGUCCAAGCAAUUGUGAGUUGGAUAUUCUCCCGGUGUUUAGGGAAUGAAAACUUCUCAAUUCUAGUCAAAGAUGAUGUCAAAACUCUCACCAAAACUGAUGCAUCUGGUUUGUUAGAAUCUGUUGUCAAAACAGUUGACGAAAUUCUAGCUGAAUCGCCUCGAUUUGGAAUCCAAGAAACAAAAUCACCUCUUGGAACUUCAGAGAUUAUUGACAUGAUCAAAAGUCACUGCAACAACUCCGUUGGGGGUCUGUCUGGAAAAUUCUGGACACUUAGUCCUGGUGAUCAGCAUGCUGUAGCUCUAUCACUCAUAGAGGAUGGAGAAGUGGUUCUUGGAGUUCUUGGUUGUCCUAACUACCCUAUAAAAAAGGAAUGGUCUAGUUAUCCUUACAGCUAUCUUAGGAUCAUGUCUAAGUUGGCUCCUCCAACACAUGAAUCUUGGAACAAAGGGUGUGUGGUUUAUGCCAAAAGAGGAAGUGGCAAGGCUUGGAAGCAACCACUUCUUCUCCAUGCUCAUGACAAGUUUGUGUGGCCAAACCAUGCAAAGCAAGUUUGUUUCUCUUCCAUUGAGGAUCCUUCAUUGGCCACUUUCUGUGAAACAGUUGAGAAAGCUAAUCCAAUAAGUCACUCUUUUACUCAAGGACUAGCUCACACUGUUGGUCUCAGGAAGCAACCAUUAAAAGUAUAUAGCAUGGCAAAAUAUGCAGCAAUUGCUCAUGGGGAUGCUGAGGCUUUCAUGAAGUUUGCAAAGGCAGGUUACAAGGAAAGAAUAUGGGACCAUGCUGCUGGUUUUAUCAUCAUGCAGGAGGCAGGUGGCAUGGUAACAGAUGCUAGAGGGAGUCCCCUAAACUUCUCAAAAGGAUUAGAUAUAGAAGGCAUUGAUCGUGGUAUAGUUGCUUCUUGUGGAGCCACAUUGCAUGAGAAGAUCAUUGAUGCUAUUGAUGCUAGCUGGACCUCCUCUUGCCUUUAAAAGACUGUUUUUUUUUUUAUAUGCAUGCAUGUUGUGACUUGUGAUCAUGUGAAUAAUAUUAUUAAUCUUUUGUUUUCUGUUAAUUAUAUGCAGUUCCUUAUAGUAGA